This is a messenger RNA of Triticum turgidum subsp. durum (durum wheat), 1884 nucleotides long. The record is from the annotation of a GenBank genome assembly. NCBI's taxonomy places the organism in Eukaryota, Viridiplantae, Streptophyta, Magnoliopsida, Poales, Poaceae.
AUGGCUGCUAAGCUUGGGCAUCUAGCCCAAGGAGCUGCAUCAAUACUUUGCCUGUUGAUUUUCUUUGCAGAGCCGUCUGAUUCCGGUGCUCAGGCAAGGGUAUCAGGUGGGGCUGGAACCUGCAUCAGCAGGGAGCGGGAUGCGCUUCUGUCCUUCAAGGCGGGCCUUCUAGACCCUGCUGGCCGUCUCUCGUCAUGGCAGGGUGAAGAUUGCUGUCAGUGGGCGGGAGUCCGGUGCAGCAGCAGAACGGGCCAUGUCGUAAAGCUCGACCUCUGCAACAACUACGUAGUAAGUUCCUUCCAAGGUUUGUACAAGUCCAACAGCCUGAGCUUGUUGAGAAAUGAGAUGAGCUCUUCUUUGGCUGCUUUGCAACAGUUGAGGUAUCUUGACAUGAGUUACAAUGAAUUCAACCACACAAGCAUUCCUGCGUUCAUGGGCUCUCUGCAGAAGCUAAGGUAUCUCAAUCUCUCGUCGUCAGGUUUCAGUGGGAGAAUAUCUUCCCAACUCAGUAAUCUCUCAAAUUUGAAAUAUCUUGAUGUUAGUGGGGGUUACAAUGAUCUGCACGCAGUAGAUCUUGCAUGGUUGUCACGUCUAUCACUGUUGAGUUAUGUUGACAUGAGCGGAGUGGACCUCCUUGCUGUGCGGGAUUGGUUUCACAUGGUUAACAUGCUUUCUUCUCUAAGAGUGCUUCGUUUAGCAAAUUGCGGCCUUACCCGCACAGUGUCUGCUACUUCAAAAUCAAAUCUCACACAUCUCCAAGUCCUUGAUCUAUCAUCCAACUCAUUUGACGCAACACUAGAGCAUAACUGGUUCUUCUGGGAUCUCACAAGCCUGAAGGAGCUUCACCUCUCCCAUUGUGAGUGGCAUGGACCUAUUCCUGAACAAUUGGCAAACAUGACAUCCCUUGAAGUAAUUGAUUUUAGUGCAAAUGAUCUUGUGGGUUUGAUACCGAGCAACUUAGAAAACUUGUGCAGUUUGAAAGUGCUGAAUUUUGAUGAUAACAACAUUGAUGUGAGUAUUGGGGAGUUCAUGGAUCGGUUGCCAUGGUGCUCAUGGAGUACAUUACAGAAGUUGUCAAUGAGGAAUACGACUAUGACCGGAAACCUGCCGCUAGAAGUUGGAGCACUUGGUAACUUGACAUUGUUGAGUCUUGGCAAUAAUAAACUCGACGGUGUGCUCGUGAAGGAACAUUUUUCAGGCUUAUUGAAUUUAGAGUACCUGGACUUGUCGGACAACUCCUUGAAAAUGGAUAUUGAACCAAGUUGGGUUCCUCCAUUUAGACUAAAGCACAUAAAUUUAGAGUCAUGCACAGUAGGCCCCCGUUUUCCAGAGUGGCUUAGAUGGCAAACUCGCGUUGAUUAUCUUCUUCUUGGAAAUACAAGUUUGGAUGAUGUUAUUCCUGAUUGGUUUUGGGUGACAUUUUCCCAAGCUUCAGCUUUGGAUGCAUCAGAAAACAUGUUGCGUGGUUCAUUACCGUCAAAUCUACAGCACAUGUCAGCCAACAGUAUUGAUCUGGGGUCAAACAAUCUUACAGGUCUAGUUCCACGGCUAUUCCCUCUAAAUAUAACAAGCUUGGAUCUCUCUUCGAACUCUUUCUCAGGGUCAUUGCCAGCAGAGCUAAAAGCACCACAAAUUUUUAUGUUGUCAUUGGCAGAUAAUAAAAUUACAGGCACCAUUCCAUCAUCUAUGUGCCAAUUGACUAGUCUAGCACGGUUGGACUUGUCAAGAAACAAAUUAACAGGAGAUGUUGUGCAGUGUUGGAAGGAGUCAGAUAACAGUUCUUCAGUGUCCAGAGCAAACUCUGCUGAUCAGUUUGGUUCUCGGAUGUAUAGUCUACGCUUGAGCAACAAUGGUCUCUCAGGUGAAUUCCCUAAAUUUCUUUAG